UAGAUGAGGAAUGCAAAAAUAACCUUUCUGAGCUGCCCAAAAGGGCUUGCUUUGUAUACACCAAGCAUGGUCAAAGUAUGGCACCAUGCCGGAACAGCCAGCAGAGAGCCCAGGCCUUCAAGCACUCCUGUGGCUGUCGAAGCAGUGGGAGGCCUUCCGCAGAUGGCUGUGGCCCUGUCAAGGGACCACACAGUUGGAGGUGGUGUUUCAGGGAGGCGCUAUGCUUCGGGAGGGCUAUGAAAUGACCUCCCCCGAGAUUGCCUUGGUGCAUCGUGGCGAGAGAGUGCUUCUUUUGCAAGAGGUUGGCCGACGAGCUCAAGUGCGCACUGGCGAUGGUUUUGUCGGCUGGCUCUCUUUCUCCACUGCCGAGAAUGUGCCAAUUGCACAGAAAGUCCGGCUUGAAGGAAGUGCUGGCAAGGUUCGUCGAAAAGAGGAUCCCUCUAGCUUUCGAGAAGAGUUUGAGUCCAAGUGGCGCAGGCUCCGGACAGAUGUGGGACCUCCAGAGGCCCACAUGCACUCGCUGCGGCAGAGCUCGGGUCGAAUCCCAAUCAGUCAAUGGCGACCAGGCGUGGUGCCUCAGAGUCCCAAGGCACCACGACUGGUGCCUCGGAUUCGGCCACCGGCACAGACGCCUCCGAAAGAGUGCACUUUCUCAGAGGUGGCAUCGAGUCCCUCAGGAGUGCCUAAAGUCAGCACUUGUGAUGGCUCUCCACCUGUGAAUCCAGCAGAAGAUCUUCUGGACCUCAGUGAGCCUAAAGAGGACCAAUUCAAUUCACGACCCUGGCCAGACCUGGUGCAGAUCCUUGCUGCAAGCUCGAAUCCUCCGACAUAUCGAUCUGAGCACAGACCUGAUGCAGAUGGCAUUCCAGAUGCACCUCCCUCACGCAGGGAGAGCCAGUUGGACACAAAAACGUGGCUCGAGUUGCAGAAGGAGGAGGAAAAGCUACUGGAUCAGCUCCCACGUUUCGAGCAGCUUUUGGAUGAACAACCCGACCCAGAGGAUACUGAGGUGAAACUCACCUUUUCAACCUACGAGAUGGAAGAUGCACUGCAUGAAGGUCUUGUGCAAGAAGAUUCAGGGCAAGAAGAUGUUCAGGUUCACCCACCCGUGGUCACCGGACCGGUCAAGGUUCAGCAAGAGAUUGAGGAAAAUAUGAAAGCACUGCAAUCCCAGGCUUGCGACAAAACCGCGCCUGAGACACUGCUUCACAUUGAUGAAAAGACUGAAGCUGUGUCGCAAACCACGCGAGACUGUUGCCCACACAAACAUGGACUCUCCAAGAUAGCAUGAUGUUCAAGUUGCGUUGCUUUUGUUUCGCAUUAUUUCCGUAAAUGUCUAGUUUCACGUUGUACCCGAUUGUCACUACCUCGA
Molecule: messenger RNA, 1372 nt
Organism: Durusdinium trenchii
Lineage: Eukaryota; Dinophyceae; Suessiales; Symbiodiniaceae
Source: the annotation of a GenBank genome assembly